AUCAUAAGAUUUUUAUUUCUUUAUUUUCCCACAAAGGAAACCAAAUAAACAGAGCACAGAGUCUUUGACCAGAAAAAAAAACAGAGCACACCCAUAUAUAUAUAUUAAAGACAUUCAACGUUUCUCUGAAAGUAUUCAUUCUGAUGGAGCUUGAUAGCGGCCGCGGCGUGGAAAAUAACAUCAAGGAGAAGUUUGGUUCCUCAUCGACUUCUUCUUCUUAUUCCAUCGGCGUGAACAGCGACGAUGAAAGCGGGGACAAUGAAGCUGAGUCUCCUUACAAGGGUCCUCUUGAUAUGAUGGAAUCUCUCGAAGAGGUUUUACCAAUGAGGAGAGGCAUAUCGAAGUUCUACAAGGGAAAAUCAAAGUCUUUCAGGAGCUUAACGGAAACUGAAUCCUCUCCGAUGAAAGAUUUAGGGACACCAGAGAACCUUUACAGUCGCCGUCGGAGAAACCUUCUCAGUCACCGGCUUUGUAGCCGAGGUGGGAUCUCGAAGAAACCCGUCAAGACUGCUGCCUUUACGGUGGUCUCUUUCUCCGGCGAUGAUUCGCCUAAAGCCCCUCCUCUUUCGAAGAGAAAUCUCCAGCCGUUGCAGAGCAAAGAGUGUUCUGGUAAUUGUGUUCCCGUUGUUGUUUCGCCGCGUUGCUUCCAGUCGGUGGCGAAUAGAGACAUCCAUAAUAUUAUUUGUUAGAAUAUUUACUAUAUCGAUUUUGGCUAAGUGAGUUUUGAUUUGAAAUAAAAAAAAAUUGUUACAGUUUAAUUGGUCAAUGACUUUUAUUUUUAGUUAUUGUAAACAAGUUUUAAAAAGUAAUCUGGAAAAUCAUUGGUCCACUAAUUUGACUAAA
Messenger RNA from Raphanus sativus (radish), 843 nucleotides. RefSeq names its product protein OXIDATIVE STRESS 3 LIKE 2. NCBI's taxonomy places the organism in Eukaryota, Viridiplantae, Streptophyta, Magnoliopsida, Brassicales, Brassicaceae. The coding region runs from base 144 to 689 and encodes 181 amino acids. The transcript is spliced from 2 exons. The record is from RefSeq and is a predicted model, not a curated record.